UCCAGAUUCCAAUGAGGAGGUUGGACUUUUUCUAACCAGGCAGAAUACCCCCACUCAACCUGUACAGCCACAUGAGAGACUUGUAACCUAAGAUCCAGUGUUUUAUAUUAAAAAUAUAAAGUCGCAUAAGAAUCAAAUUCAUCAUCUGGGGACUCCCAGGAUUCCAGUUCAGUAUCAAGAUGUAGGGCAUUCUGAAACUCAGGUGCCCAGGAUAGAGACUGAACUUCAUGCAGUGCCAAGGAAGACUGUCGCUCCCCCUCCAAAGCACCCCAAAAUGACACAUCCACCUCUAGACCAUUUUCAUUCUCAGCAUCCAAACCCACCUCAACCUACAAGUGAGCAUUUCACAUGGACUUUUCUGUAAUUCAACAAUCAGCUACAAUGGCUAAACAUUCUGCCCAUAUAAAGAAGACCCCAGUUCAGCCUACAGGGCUGCCUAAGGAAAUUGUAGCUCAGUCUCUAGCACAUGGGGUGAAGGUUCUAACAUCAGUUCCAGAUCAAGCUCGGUAUCCAAAGUCACCAAUGAUAAAGGCUGCACAUUUUAAAGUCCCAGAGACUGUAUAUCCUCAUCCAAAGUACUCUGAGGUGACAUUUCCACCUCCGGAUGAGGUUCAGCCUCAGUAUCUAAGCUCAACUGAAGUCACAGAUCAACCUUUGACUCCAGAACUUACCAUAACUCCAUAUUCUGAAAAUUCGAAUACAGAAAAAUAUUUGCCUGUGGAACAAAAUGCCUCCAUGACUACCAACAUGUGUGCACUCUGUACCUGCCAAAAUGGGACACUGUUGUGUAUUGAUCUCAGUCCAGCGCAGCGGCUCCUCCAAGUGCCUGUGCCAGAACCCAGCACCUACAAUGGCACCUUCACCAUCUUAAAUUUCCAAGGAAAUGAUAUUUCUUAUAUUGACAAAAAGGUAUGGAAAGCACAUCAAUGGACUGAGAAACUUUGAUGCAGCUAUAAGGAA
Nannospalax galili (Upper Galilee mountains blind mole rat) is the source of this 960-nucleotide messenger RNA. RefSeq names its product leucine-rich repeat-containing protein 37B-like. The coding region runs from base 349 to 945 and encodes 198 amino acids. The record is from RefSeq and is a predicted model, not a curated record. NCBI's taxonomy places the organism in Eukaryota, Metazoa, Chordata, Mammalia, Rodentia, Spalacidae. The transcript is spliced from 3 exons.